UAUAGAUUUCUUUAUUUUUCGGCAAAAAAUAAGGCAUUUCAUGUCAUUUCAAGGUAGCAUCAACAAAGAAGAAACAGCAUACUGUAGAAAUGAAAAAGAAGAUGAUGAAAAAUCACUGAAAAAUAAAGAUCUCUGGAUCAGCAAUCCAAAGGAACCAAAGACAGACGAUGAAAGUGGACCAAGCGAAGAGGAACAUUACUUUGAUUCUGAUGAAACUGAUGUUGCAAUUGUAAAUGAUAUAGCCGUGAUCAACGACAACCCUGAUCUACCAGUCUUGACAGUUCGCUCUAUUAUCACUGGGUUGAUUCUGUCCAUCCUCUCUUCAUCUGUUUCGCAGCUGAUGCAGUUCAAACCAGUAGGCAGCACAUUAACCAAUACAUUUCUGCUGAUUGUAGCCUAUCUAAUCUGUUCUGCCUGGGCCAAAUGGUUACCACAGCACACUUGGUUAAACCCUGGCCCGUUCAACUAUAAGGAGCACACGUGUAUCUACAUCAUGGUUUCAUCUGCCAAUACCUCAGCCUAUGGCACACUGGUGCUAUCCACUCAACAGCUAUUUUACUCUAACACACCAGGUCCAGCUGGCUCUAUCUUCUUUUUACUCGCUACUCAGCUUGUAGGCUACGGCAUCGCUGGGCAACUAAGGCCAUUCUUGGUAUAUCCAUCCAACCUUAUCUGGCCAACAUCUCUUCCUCUUGUUUCCGUUUUGAACACUUUUAGUGCAAAAAGUGAAGAAGCCAGAUGGCGUACACGAUUUUUUUUUAUUGUUUUCUUUGCCAUAUUUGUCUAUGAACUCAUACCUCAAUACAUGUUUCCCCUUCUUGGUGGCCUUUCGAUUGUAUGCAUUGCUAGACAAGAUAGUAGAUGGGUGAAGAAUCUUUUUGGUGGUCUAAACCCCAAUGAAGGUUUGGGCAUGUUCUCGUUUUGUUUCGAUUGGAACCUUCUGUCUAGUAUCAGCCCUCUCGUGCUUCCCUUCUGGGUGCAAAUGAACAUUCUUACUGGUAUUCUUCUUCUUUGGUUAAUCGGUCCGCUGGCCUACUACUUUAAUGUAUGGAACGCUCAGAGCUUCCCAUUUUUAUCUAAUAGUAUAUUCCGACUAUUUCCUAACGGCACUGCAGAAUAUUACCCACAGGGGCAAGUGCUCAAUAGUGACAAUACGGUGAAUCAGACAGCCUUGGCUGAAGUUGGUAUACCAGUAUACUCUACUAUUUAUGCCAUUAGCUACGUAGUCGUCAACAUGACCCUUACUGCGACCAUAUCUCAUGUUUUUUUAUUUUAUGGAAAGCAAAUUUAUGAAACCUUCCGUAUCCUCAGGACCAAGCUUUCUACUGGGGACCUUGACAUACAUAUGAAGCUAAUGAAGAACUAUCCUGAGGUCCCUCAAUGGUGGUACUAUGGUGUCUUUAUGGCAGGAAUUGCAGUAAAUAUAGGUGUUGCCUAUGCUAAUCACAGUGGUUUCCCUUGGUGGGGAUGUAUUCUUGCAAUCGGUCUCUCUGCCAUACUUUCUCUUCCGUUAAACAUGAUUACUGCCAUUACAGGGGGCGGCAUUGGACUAAACGUCUUUGCAGAAAUGAUUGGAGGUUUUGUAUUGCCUGGCCAUCCAAUUGCAAACAUGUACUUCAAGACACUCGGCUACAAUACUCUCUCACAAGCUGGUGCAAUGGCCAGUGAUUUAAAGAUUGGCCAUUACAUGAAAGUGCCUCCUAGAAUGACAUUCUUAUAUCAAAUGCUCGGCACAACUAUCGGCGCUAUUUUCAACUAUGUUAUCAAUAAGCUUAUUGUUGAAAGCAAAGCAGAUGUACUACUGCUACCAAACGGCAACCAGUUUUGGAACGGCGCUGGCCCUCAAACAAUGAACUCUGCGGCCAUGACUUGGGGUGGUAUUGGACCGAUGGCGAUGUUUGGCCCGCACAGCCGUUAUAGCAUGGUCCUGUGGGCCUUCUUUAUCGGCUUUCUCUUACCGGUUCCCUUUUGGGCUUUACACAAAAAGUACCCUAAAGCUGGUUUCCAGUAUGUAAAUAUCCCUAUGAUUGCGUCUGGAUACAUGAUUAUGCCUGGUUCGACCACAUCUUGGAUCACAUGCUCCUACAUUAUUGUUAUCUAUUCACAGUUUUAUCUUAAGCGGCGAUACACUGCAUGGUUUGCAAAGCACAAUUAUCUAAUUUCAGCUGCUUUAGAUUCGGGCACAUCCAUUAUGGUGUUUUUGCUAUCUAUGACCGUGCAAGGAGGCGGUAGUGGUGUCCCUUACCCUUUCCCUACAUGGUGGGGUAAUAGACAGGACCUUGCGGAAGCAGGGCUGUAUCCGGAUAUGUGUUGUGCUAAAUGUAGUUCUUAGUGUAAUAUUUUCAUAAAGAUAUCCUUUUCAUGAUCGCUUUGCUCUCUUUUUCUUUUUCUUUCUUUAGAAUCAAU
This is a messenger RNA of Rhizopus microsporus ATCC 52813, 2406 nucleotides long. RefSeq names its product OPT superfamily oligopeptide transporter. The transcript is spliced from 2 exons. The record is from RefSeq and is a predicted model, not a curated record. The coding region runs from base 41 to 2332 and encodes 763 amino acids. Gene Ontology annotation, molecular function: oligopeptide transmembrane transporter activity. Gene Ontology annotation, biological process: transmembrane transport. NCBI's taxonomy places the organism in Eukaryota, Fungi, Mucoromycota, Mucoromycetes, Mucorales, Rhizopodaceae.